Molecule: messenger RNA, 1488 nt
Organism: Durio zibethinus
Lineage: Eukaryota; Viridiplantae; Streptophyta; Magnoliopsida; Malvales; Malvaceae
Molecular function (GO): protein binding
Source: RefSeq, a predicted model, not a curated record
AAAAGUCAAUUAACUAGUCUACUCUGGAGAUAGAGAUCCAAUAGACGGGAAACUCGGCAGAGACUAGAGAGAGAAACCAAAAAUAGAGCAAAUUAAAAACAAUCUAAUAGAUAUCCUCCAAGAAAAGAAAAACGUCUACAUUGAGAGAUGGUGAGCAAAACAGAGGAGACCCAAUUGAAUAGGCUUGAAAACCAGGUAGACAAUGGAGGAGGAGGUACUUGGGAGUAUAUUUGCCUUGUCAGGAAGCUCAAAGUUAGGCGUUCAGACAAAGUCUUGAAGCAUGGCUUAUCGAUCUUAAAUGACCCCAAAAAAAGAUCUGCUCUUGGCCCUGAAGAAUGGACUCUAUAUGAGCAGGUAGCUAUUGCUGCUAUGGAUUGCCAAUGUCUUGAUGUUGCAAAGGAUUGCAUAAAGGUUUUACAGAAGAAAUUUCCGGAGAGCAAAAGGGUUGGCAGGCUGGAGGGCAUGUUGCUUGAAGCGAAGGGAUCCUGGGCUGAGGCAGAAAAAGCUUACUCAAGCCUUUUAGAGGAUAAUCCGCUUGAUCAAGUAAUACAUAGGAGGAGAGUAGCCAUGGCAAAAGCUCAAGGAAAUAUUUCAGGGGCUAUCGAGUGGCUUAAUAAAUAUCUUGAGAUAUUUAUGGCGGAUCAUGAUGCUUGGAGAGAACUUGCAGAGAUAUAUCUCUCCUUACAAAUGUAUAAGCAAGCAGCAUUCUGCUAUGAGGAGCUUAUUUUAUCUCAACCUACGGUUCCAUUAUAUCAUUUGGCCUAUGCUGAUACCAUGAAUUCACCAUACAACAACAAUGGUUCCCGAUCAGCCAAGAAGGUGCUUUACACACUCGCUGGACUAGAAAACCUUCUGACCGCCAAGAAAUACUAUGCAUCGACUGUAGACUUGACUGGGGGCAAAAAUACCAGAGCACUUCUUGGAAUUUGCUUGUGCACCUCUGCCAUAGCACAGCUUUCAAAAGGAAAGAACAAGGAAGACAAGGAGAGUCCAGAGCUCCAGUCUUUGGCAGCAACAGCCUUGGAGAAAGACUACAAGCAGAGAGCUUCUGACAAACUCAGUCUGCUUACUUCUGCUUUAAGAAGUUUGAAAAUUUAGUCUAAAGCCAAUGACAUUGAUUGAACCAGGCUUUCAUUAUUGUCCCAUACUCUGAAAUUGAAAAGGGGUCUAAGAUAAUUUUCAGAAAUGUUUUAACUUUCCAAGAAUUUGCCAUUAUUGUUUCCAUUCUAAUCUUCUAUUUGAGGUCUUGUGAUGUAUUAUUCAGGAUACUGCCAUAAAAACUAGAAAUUUUAUGCGAUAAAUUUCCCUUUCUCUGCAUAAUUUUAUGAGUUUUUGGAUGUACUUCUCAUAAUAAUAAAGCUUAUUGUAAUGGUUUUGACCCACAUUUUUUUUACCACAGCCAGAAGAGUAAACCAUGAUUUUUCCGAACAUAUGUUACACAUUUCUGUAAAAUAUUUUUUUUUUAUUAUUUGGUAAAAAAAAAAAAAA